Aspergillus mulundensis is the source of this 1089-nucleotide messenger RNA. RefSeq lists its product as uncharacterized. Bases 1 to 1089 code for a protein of 362 amino acids. The record is from RefSeq and is a predicted model, not a curated record. Gene Ontology annotation, biological process: regulation of actin cytoskeleton organization; mitotic actomyosin contractile ring assembly actin filament organization. Gene Ontology annotation, molecular function: actin filament binding; calmodulin binding; GTPase activator activity. The transcript has a single exon. Lineage: Eukaryota; Fungi; Ascomycota; Eurotiomycetes; Eurotiales; Aspergillaceae. Gene Ontology annotation, cellular component: cytoplasm; mitotic actomyosin contractile ring.
AUGUCCAUGCAUACAGCUCCGCUUCGCCGUGCGCAAACCGACCUUCCCACACAAACAUCGAGUCCUCUUCGCCAUGACUCGACCGCGUCAACAAAUUCGUCUAUAUACUCGCUCUCAUCCAACUCUUUUGCUCCCAGUCGCACCAGCACCGUCUCAUCAAACGCGUCUGCCGGGUCGGCAACUGGAUUUGGACACAAGCGAGGCAAAAGUGAGGUAAAUACGACAGCAAUUCAGCAAAAUAUGGGCGGAGGAGCUCCAGAAUGGGCCAAUGCAGGCGCAACGUACGAAAAUAUCCGCCGCUCGUUGCGCCCGCUCUCUCAAGCUCCCAACUCCUCUCCUCCAGCAAGCAAGAAUGCUGUUUUUCGCCACGCGAGAAGCCAGACCCUCGACAACCCUCAAUACUGGAAGGAGAACCGCCCGCGAACCCCCGAAGCCCGCUACGGCCACAACGAGGAAGCCGAGCCGCUCAAAGAAAGAGCAUCUCCCAAUGUUAUGACCCCUCCAAAACCUAGUUCACCACAUCAUGCGGCCCCGCCUGCGAGGCCGAGUGUUAGGGCAAAUCACUCCCAUAGCGUGUCUGGCACUCAUCCACCCCCGUUAACGGCCACGUUCUCAACCCCAGAGCUCGAGACAUUUCAGAAAUCAACCACCGGCCACCUUCGGGCGUUAUCAAGAUUUGCAAAGUCUGGCGAGACCGAUGAAUUCUCUCUCGACACUCACACUCCUUCAGUUGUGGGGCUUCAAGGACGACGGCGACUGAAGAGGUCUGGUUCAGUAGCCGGAAAUCAUGGCUCGCGAGCCGCCCAAAAACCAAUCGCUUCUGCUUGGGCAGCGGGAAAUUGGAUGGACAAACAGCGGCAAUUCCUACAAGCGUACGAAUACCUUUGCCAUAUUGGAGAAGCUAAGGAGUGGAUUGAAGAGGUCAUCCAACAACAAAUCCCGCCCAUUGUGCAACUCGAAGAAGCCCUGCGCGAUGGUGUUACCCUAGCAGAAAUUGUCAGGGCCCCUGACAGCUCAAGCAAUACGAGGCCGAGGGCAAGGCGUUUGUCGCUCGGACAUCAUAGCCAAGUGAUAUUCCCAAGAGCCUGA